Molecule: messenger RNA, 602 nt
Organism: Saccoglossus kowalevskii
Lineage: Eukaryota; Metazoa; Hemichordata; Enteropneusta; Harrimaniidae
Source: RefSeq, a predicted model, not a curated record
GUUAACUUCUAUUCAACUAAUUCAAUACUAGUACAUAACAGUUGCCAAAACAAACGGAAACUGAGCUUAUUGCUAUAGUGACCGGAUAAGUAAACAAAUUCACUUCAAGAGUAAAAGUGAACACAGUUUACUGCGCACUCGCUACUCGACAACGGAACCCCGAACAGCAUUGACAGACCCAGAACUUGAAAUCAUCGCCAUGAACUGUAUCCAGAAGAUGGUUGUUAUGCUGUUUGUUGUGGCAACAGCGUAUGAGUUAGCAGCAACUUUCGAUUGUUAUUCAUGUACAACAACUGACGAUGAUUGUCUUGAGCCAGGUGAUAAUACACCAACGUCAAAUUGUACUGAUCAUUGUUUGACCACCCUCACAUAUUUUGACUAUGACAUCACGGCCAUUAUCCGCUCAUGUUCCCCGGUAUGCGUAGAAGCCGACCUCAUCUUACUUGGAGCCGGAGGGAAGACAACAUGCUGUGAAACAGAUUUAUGCAACAGUGACACUGGAGCUGGCCACCGUGACGGCGUCGUCUCACUCGUGGCUAUAAUAACAUCAGUCGCUUUUGCCGUAUUGUCUGUUUAAUAUGGAGAAAGAGAGGGAGUUUACA